Linum tenue is the source of this 4467-nucleotide messenger RNA. Lineage: Eukaryota; Viridiplantae; Streptophyta; Magnoliopsida; Malpighiales; Linaceae. The record is from the annotation of a GenBank genome assembly.
AACCCAAAAGAUUCCGAAACCUCCAUUUCUUUCUCCUCACAGAUUUCUUAGUCCACAGGCGGAAAACUCCACACCUGUAAAAUCAUCUCAGAUCCCCAAAUUCCUUCCUUACCAGGUACUCUUCUAGAAGUUGGUGAUGGGUAGCGGCGGAGCAGUAGAGGUGACAUAAUUUUGUACAAGUUUUUGAACCAGAAGAAAUGAAGAUGAUGGGAGGCUUAGAUUUAUGUUUCUUCAUUGGUUAUUGAGUGUUGCUAUUCUGGGGUCUGUUUGUAAUAUUCAGGACGAAUGUUGAGUUACGAUAUUUGGAUUCUUGAUUGGUGGUAAGAGGGUGCGGGUUUGAGGGGGAAGGAAGCUGAAAGAGGGAGGUGGAGCUUGGUUUUUUUCUCCUUUCCCUUUUUGGUGCUUCCAGAGCUCCUCACCGUUUUGUGAAGGCAAAGAAAAAGGGGUUUCCUUAUUUUCACUGUAAUAUCGAGACUUAAAUUUACCAAUUUCAACCACUUGUUCAUCACCAAUGGCUGCUGCUGGGACUUCUUCCGAGCGAUGGAUUGAUAGUCUUCAGCUCUCUUCAUUGUUCUGGCCUCCUCCACAAGAUAUCCACCAGAGAAAGGCACAAGUUACUGCUUAUGUCAAGUAUUUUGGACAAUUCACCUCUGAGCAAUUUCCGGAUGAUAUAGCUGAGUUGAUCCGCAGUCGUUAUCCAUCAGCAGAUAAACGCCUUUUUGAUGAAGUUCUGGCUACAUUUGUCCUACAUCAUCCAGAGCAUGGCCAUGCAGUGGUGCUUCCAAUUAUCUCGUGUUUGAUCGAUGGUACUCUGGUUUAUGACAAAAGCAAUCCUCCAUUUGCUUCUUUCAUAUCUCUAGUCUGCCCGAGGAGUGAGAAUGAAUACUCUGAACAGUGGGCUCUAGCAUGUGGGGAGAUCUUACGGAUUUUAACUCAUUAUAACCGCCCAAUAUACAAGAAGCAGAGUACUGAAUCAGAUAGAAGCAGUAGUGGUAGUCAUGCAACUACAAGUCAGUCAACAGAUGGAGAAUCCUGCAGUUCACCGCCGUUACAGCAGGAAAGGAGGCCUUUAAGACCAUUGUCUCCCUGGAUUACUGAUAUAUUACUUGCGGCACCUCUUGGUAUCAGAAGUGACUACUUCCGCUGGUGCAGUGGUGUUAUGGGUAAAUAUGCAGCUGGAGAGCUCAAGCCACCAAUAACUGCUUCUUCUCAUGGAUCCGGGAAGCAUCCUCAGCUGAUGCCAUCAACUCCAAGAUGGGCUGUUGCAAAUGGUGCUGGUGUCAUACUAAGUGUGUGUGAUGAGGAAGUUGCUCGCUAUGAGACUGCAACCUUAACUGCAGUUGCUGUCCCUGCUCUCUUACUCCCUCCUCCGACUACAGCUUUGGAUGAGCAUUUGGUUGCCGGGCUGCCAGCUCUGGAGCCUUACGCACGUUUGUUUCACAGGUGAAUCUACUGAUCACGUUGUUAAUUUAAUUUCGGGAAUUUUACAUGCUCCUGCACUUUCUCAUUAUUGCAUUACUAUUGUCUAGAUAUUAUGCCAUUGCGACCCCUAGUGCAACACAAAGACUGCUUCUUGGACUCUUAGAAGCACCUCCAUCAUGGGCUCCAGAUGCACUCGAUGCUGCAGUACAGCUUGUGGAACUCCUCCGAGCGGCAGAAGAUUAUGCAAAUGGCAUUCGACUUCCCAGGAACUGGAUGCAUUUGCAUUUCUUGCGUGCAAUAGGGACUGCAAUGUCGAUGGGACCCGGAAUUGCUGCCGAUGCUGCUGCUGCUCUACUCUUCCGUAUAUUAUCGCAGCCUGCAUUGCUCUUCCCUCCUCUGAGACAAGUUGACGGAGUCAAAGUUCAGCAUGAACCUUUAGGUGAAUACAUCUCAAGCUACAGAAGACAGAUAGAAGUGCCAGCAGCCGAAGCAACCAUCGAAGCUACUGCCCAGGGAAUCGCGUCCAUGCUAUGUGCACAUGGUCCUGAAGUAGAGUGGAGAAUCUGCACCAUAUGGGAAGCUGCCUACGGCCUAAUUCCUCUUGGUUCAUCGGUCGUUGAUCUCCCCGAAAUCAUCGUUGCAGCUCCACUGCAACCUCCAACACUUUCAUGGAACCUCUACAUUCCUCUACUGAAAGUCCUUGAGUACCUCCCCCGCGGAAGCCCCUCGGAAGCAUGUCUAAUGAAGAUAUUUGUCGCUACCGUUGAAGCUAUCCUCCGCCGGACAUUCCCACCGGAAUCUUCUUCCUCUGCCACCGAACAAGCAAGUAAAACAAUGAGCUAUUAUCAUCAGUCUGCUUCCAAGAACCUUGCUGUAGCAGAACUCCGCACUAUGGUGCACUCGCUCUUCCUCGAAUCCUGUGCUGCACCAGAGCUGGCUUCCCGCUUGCUCUUCGUAGUGCUGACUGUCUGUGUCAGCUACGAAGCUCAGACCUCAAAUGGCGGCAACAAGAGACAAAGAGGCGGCGAUUUGAGGUCUAGGAAGACAAGGAAGCAAGGGCCUGUUGCUGCCUUUGAUUCGUAUGUUCUCGCCGCCGUUUGUGCCCUAGCUUGUGAGCUCCAGCUGUUCCCUUUCAUUUCUCCUCAUGGUGGGAUGAACAACAACAGCAAUUCACAGUGCGGAGAAGCCAAAUUGCCUGCAAAGAUGAGUAAUGGAUCAUCUUCAGCGAUUGGUGAUAUGAGGAGCAGCAUUGAUUCUGCAAUCAAUCAUACUCGGCGAUUGCUGGCAAUUCUGGAAGCUCUGUUCUCAUUGAAGCCGUCGUCCGUUGGGACAUCGUGGGGUUACAGCUCAAACGAGAUUGUUGCGGCAGCUAUGGUCGCUGCUCAUGUAUCGGAGCUAUUUCGGAGGUCGAAAGCUUGUAUGCAUGCUCUCGCUGUCUUCAUUCGCUGCAAAUGGGAUGAAGAGAUAUACAGCAGGGCUUCAUCGCUGUACAGCCUCAUCGACAUCCAUAGUAAAGCGGUGGCUUCCAUAGUAAACAAGGCAGAACCCUUGGAAGCGAGUUUUUCAGUGCCUGUCUGGAACAAGUCCCUUCUGGCUUUUGAAGGUAAGAAGAAGAAUCGAAACGGAAGCAUUGGUGGUGGGUUUGAAACAGGUCAAUCAUCUGGUCAGCAACCUGGGGAAUCUUCAUAUCUAGAAGCGAAGGUGAAAUCAGGGAAGGGGAUUGAAGGGUUCUCGUUGGAUGCUUCGGAUUUGGCGAAUUUCUUGACAAAAGAUAGGCACCUUGGAUUCAGUUGCAGCGCGCAAGUUCUGCUGAGAUCGGUUCUUGCUGAGAAACAAGAACUGUGCUUCUCAGUUGUCUCUCUGCUUUGGCACAAGUUGAUAGCAGCGCCCGAAACUCAGCCUAGUGCUGAAAGCACUUCUGCCCAGCAAGGAUGGAGACAGGUCGUUGAUGCGAUGUGCAAUGUGGUGUCAGCUUCACCAGCGAAAGCAGCUACAGCAGUUGUUCUUCAGGCGGAUAGGGAAUUGCAACCUUGGAUUGCCAAAGAUGACGAGAACAGUCAAAAGAUAUGGCGAGUCAAUCAGCGGAUAGUCAAGCUAAUUGGUGAGCUCAUGCGAAAUCACGACACCCCUGAAUCAUUGGUGAUCUUAGCGAGUGCGUCAGAUCUGCUUCUACGCGCCACAGAUGGGAUGCUCGUCGAUGGGGAAGCUUGCACUUUGCCUCAAUUAGAGCUACUGGAAGCAACAGCGAGAGCAGUUCGGCCAGUGGUGACUUGGGGAGAAACGGGAUGUGCUGUUGCGGAUGGUCUCUCGAAUCUCCUCAAGUGUCGUCUACCAGCAACAGUCCGAUGCCUAUCUCACCCCAGCGCUCACGUCCGAGCUCUGAGCAUGUCGGUACUCCGGGACAUCCUGCACAACACGUCGAUAAAAACGUUCCAUAAGCACGCCGAGAAGAAUGGCGCCAACGGAACUCGUUCCUCGUACCAGUACUUCAAUGUCGACGUCAUCGACUGGCAAGCAGACAUCGACAAGUGUUUGGCAUGGGAAGCUCACAGCCAACUGGCGAGAGGGAUGCCUAUCGAGUUUCUCGAUGCUGCAGCAAAGGAACUAGGUUGCACCAUCUCUAUCUGACAUGAUCAUCAUCACUUACAGGCCACAGAUCAAAGCUACACACAGAUUUUUCGUUCUCAGUAUAUAGUCAGGGAGCUGACGGCGGAAGGGAGUAGAGCUGCUGAAUAGGGGUCAAUCAAUCAUGAUCAAAGAAUGGGGUGUAGUGUAAUACUUCUUCAUGUUGUUGUUUGGUUUCUGUUCCCAGCUGCUGCUCUGUUUCCAAGUCCAUAUUGUUGUAUCUUAUUCGUGCUUUUUUCGGGGAUUCGACGACAAUGAUGGGUUUUAGAACAAAGAAAGAACUGAGAAAUUGAGUUAUGUUGAUAUACAUUGGAGUUUCUCUUUGUGUAUUCAAAAGAUGAAAUUGAUGUAAUGUUGAUAUAUUAGAGUUCGUAUAUUGGGAACUAUAUAUGACAUAGAGAGCAGCUCCGCUAAUUAAGG